ACUACACGCUCCAUGCGCGUGCGCAGCCUUGCGCCCGUCAGAGAAGCUGAGUUGGGGGAUCAUGGCGGAGCGCAGGAGGCACAAGAAACGGAUCCAGGAGGUGAGCGAGCCCACCAAGGAGGAGAAGGCGGUGGCCAAGUACCUCCGAUUCAACUGCCCAACCAAGUCCACCAACAUGAUGGGCCACAGAGUCGACUAUUUUAUUGCCUCCAAGGCAGUGGACUGUCUGAUGGACUCCAAGUGGGCCAAGGCGAAGAAGGGAGAGGAGGCGCUGUUCACCACCAGGGAGUCUGUGUUGGAUUACUGCAACAGACUCCUAAAGAAGCAGUUCUUCCACCGGGCUCUCAAAGUGAUGAAGAAAAAGCCUGAGAAAGACACCAAGAAAGAGAAGGAGAAAGAAAAGGAGAGGGAGAAAGAGAAGGAGAAGACCAAGGGUGACAGCAGCAAAGAGGAGGAGAGAAAAGGGAAGAAGGAGAAAGAGAAGAAGAAAGAGUCUGAGGCUGUUGAAACUAAGAAAGAGAAGAACGAUGACAGUCCUGGAACGCCCAAGAAGAAGAAAGAGGUGAAGAAGAAGUUUAAACUGGAGCCUCAUGAAGAUCAGCUGUUUCUAGAUGGAAAUGAGGUCUAUGUGUGGAUUUACGAUCCUGUUCAUUUUAAGACAUUUGCCAUGGGACUGAUACUCGUCAUUGCUGUGAUAGCAGCCACACUGUUCCCCCUGUGGCCAGCAGAAAUGCGUGUAGGAGUUUACUAUCUAAGUGUUGCGGCAGGCUGCUUUGUAGCCAGUAUAUUGCUUCUUGCUGUUGCCCGCUGCAUCCUCUUCCUGAUCAUCUGGCUGGUGACUGGCGGGCGCCACCAUUUCUGGUUCCUCCCCAACUUGACUGCAGAUGUUGGUUUCAUCGACUCGUUCCGGCCGCUCUACACCCACGAGUACAAAGGACCGCGGGCCAGCAAUAAGAAGGGCUCAGACAAGACGGACGAGAAGGACAACGAUGGCAACAAGGCUCAGAAGUCAGACAGCGAUGACAAGUCAGACAGCGAGAAGAAGGACGGCGAUGAGGAAGAGGAGGAGGAGGAGGAGGAGGGCAAAGAGGCCGAGGGGGAGGGAACGGGGGCGGACCGCCACUCAGACACAGACAGCGACCGCCGGGAGGAAGAAGGCUCGCAGCACAGCAACGGGAACGACUUUGAGAUGAUCACCAGGGAGGAGCUUGAGCAGCACACAGAGGAGGAAGACCAGGAGGAGGAAGACGAGGAGACGCAAGAGAGGAAAGAAGGGGGUGAGAGUGAGACUAAACCCCAGACUGCUGAAACAUAAACUUCUUACAAUCCCAUCACUCUCUACUUUUUCUCUCUCUGGCCUUUCCUCCCUUCCUCCUGUGAUCCCAGGACCUGCUAUUCCGGCCUCUCUGAGCCUGCUAAGGCAGAGGAGAGGCUUCAUCUCUUCUUGUUGAGAUCUUCCACUAAACCGUACCAAUAGAACAGUACUGGGAUAGACACAACGAUGAAAAGUAAACGGCUACAACAAUGGGGGGGGGGGUCCUAAAAGAAGCCUUAUUGUGGAUCUUAUUCCUCCCACCCAAAUGUUAUUUAUGUAAAAGUGAAAACUGCCACUGACAUGUUUGCCUGAGGAAGUUCUCAACAAAAAAAUCAAACCAACAAA
Molecule: messenger RNA, 1660 nt
Organism: Sander lucioperca (pikeperch)
Lineage: Eukaryota; Metazoa; Chordata; Actinopteri; Perciformes; Percidae
Gene: sec62
Product: SEC62 homolog, preprotein translocation factor
Exons: 8
Coding region: 62-1315 (417 amino acids)
Biological process (GO): post-translational protein targeting to membrane, translocation
Cellular component (GO): endoplasmic reticulum membrane; endoplasmic reticulum
Source: RefSeq, a predicted model, not a curated record